AUCGUAUUUAAUACUGUAGAAAUUCAUAAGGAGAUCGGCUCCGACUCUACGCCGCUUGCAUCGCCAGGUCUUCCCUUCAAUUGUCCCGGGACCAAAUCAACGCUCAUCGAGACUCCUUACGAUCUCGACCGAGCUAGAAGCUUCUCGACCUCAUUCUUCCAAAGAUCAGCCAUGAUGUAGCUAUCGUGACCCGUGGUCUCGUUGCUAGCAGGAAUAGUAACUGCACGGCCAUAUCCAAGCGUCAUGUCGUUCGUGACACCAUCCUCCAAGAAUCCAAGUUCGAUCGGGUUCAGCAAAUCAUCGGCAGUAUUAACAGCAGUCAGAGGAACGCGAAUGUUCUUGAGACCGGCUUUGGGGUUAUAGGUCUGAGAUGCGUUCCAAGCAUAGAGUUAAUCAUUGGCAACGAAAUCUUCAAGGCGAGGAAUGAUCUGAUCAUCAACGUACUUGUCCAUGGCUUCACGGGUUGGGAAUGCUCGCUGCCAGUAUGAAGGAGAUGAAAGAAGCACAAGCUGAAUCAUCAGUGCACCGCCAAGGCCAGCAGUUGGCUGCUUGUCGUAGUCACCGCCUUUCCAGGCUGGAUCGAUGGUGAUAAGCUCAGUGAUAAACUUUCGGAAUAGGCGAUUAUGGUCAGCUAUCUCAACUGGAGAUGAAGAAAUAGGCAUCAGAGCAUCCGAAAAGCCAGGAUAUUCGCCGCCCAUCAUCCAAGUAUGCAUGCCGCCCAUAGACACGCCAAGUGUCAAACGGGUCCGGUUGAGUUUGAAGUGCUCAGUCAAAAGAAGAUGGUCGGCGCGGAUCAUAUCGGGAUACUGAUACUUCGGAAACGAGGCGCGAAGAUCAGUGUUGCUGGGUUUGCUUGAGUUGCCGUGACCGACGGCAUCGCGCAUGAUGAUGAAGUACUCAUUGGCAUCGAGAGGCUGGCCUGGGUUAAAGAGAGCACCAGCGAACUCUUCCACGAGGAAUUGAGCACUGGAACCAGUAGUGCCAUGGAGGAGAACGACUGCGUUGUUGGAUCCUUCCGGAUUGACUUUGAGCUCGCCGAGGGUCUGAUAGCUGAUGUUAAAGGAGUUGAUGAUCUCCCCGGAGUCGAAGGUAAAGUUCUUAAUAUUAAAGAUGCCGCUCGUUGGCUUUGGCCACGAUGGUUUGGCAUGUAUGACAGGCGAGAAGAGUGCCAGACUGAGAAUUACUUUGGUCCAGGGCGUCAUGAUUGCUGGUGAGACAAGAUUUAGGGAUGUGAUUUCAGGCUGUCAAAUUUGGAUAUUUGAGUGUUUCUCUAUCAAGAUGGAGAUGGGACCGCCCUUUGAAGUAGGACACUUUCAUUCAGCUUUUAUAGUAAAGAUUGUGUCUCUCAUAUCUAGUAGGAAGAGAUUCACAGUCAUUCCGUGUACGAUCAUGAUCCAGGCUCAAGCGAAAGCGAGCCUUGGCAACAUGAUAUCCGAUUGAGCGCAAAGACGUUAACAUGAAGUCGACAUAGUCACCUGAGAUAUGAAGAAGAGAUCUCCAAAAAUAGGUCCAUCUUAAUGGGUACAAGUGAGAAAAUCCUUGAAUCGCACACAUGAAGAGAGCCGCAAAAGGUCCACUGACCCGAAUGCGAAACUGCAAUGUGCGAAAUGCACUGAGCCUCUGUUAUAUUGCGGCUUUUUAUUUGCUACCAAGCCCGUAGGACUGAGACUUGAAUGCGAAGUCCGUCGGUAAGCAUGAUGGCUGAGCAGGAUGACGUUGUCAGUUCAUGUGAUGAAAUCGUUAAAGGGCCAUUCGCUGCUGCGACUCCGAGCAGUAAUCGCCUGAAACUUCGAUCGGUUUCAACUUUGAUAGGUAUCAAGGUUGCCAGAGAUUUAGUUUAUUGUAGCGUAUUGCUUCAUGUAGCUGCCAUGUCGGCCUGACUUCUAUAUGGUCGAUAUUCCUUGUUUUCCUUCCCCGUUGAGUAUCACGGCUACUGAAAACAAGGCUGUUUCCUUGGCGUCCACCUUUUGCAACUGUUGGGGGCUCACAAAAAGUAAAGUCAGUGAACUGAACUUAGGCAACACGGCAAAUGCAAGUUGCCAUGCUUGGAGCUUGUAUCAGUGGCUGGGUGACACCACACGUACCUUGACUGAAACAGUAGAGAUGAAGGUGAUGUGGAGUUCAGCUUCUUCCUGAUACUCACGUGGACUGGCGACUAAUGUACGAAUAGAGCCAAUUAGCUUCCGUAACUCUCAGCCUUGUUCUAUGGGACGGUUUCACUCAUACAUACUCGCCCAGAACAGAUAUUGGUACGACGUAUGUCACACCAUAUUGAGAACAAGAAAAAGUUCCAAAGACCAUAGGAACUCAAAAUAAAUAUUACGACAACGUUUCUACCACCGGCAAUAUGCCAGCGUGGAUGAGACCUUGGAGCCUUAUUGUGUACAACCGGAAUGUACAUUACUACGUCUUAUGCAUGACCAACCACCUUAUCGCAUUUGCCGCUGUGGCUUUGCGGCCUGAUCACACUAACUGCAAGUCAGAUAUGCAUCGGAGCCCAAUGAGUAAAGUGAAAUAGCUAUCGGGUCAACCCAUAACUAGAAUAUCCAGACCUCUUUCAACUCUGCUAUCAAAACAAAGUUGCGCUCUAUGGAUCCUGAAAAGCUUCGGAGUUGCAAGGUUAUUCUUGUCAUCGGGCCAGCGGGAGCCGGUAAAACCAGCCUGCUGAAACUUCUAACUGGCGAAGACCUUCAAGUUGGACACCGUCUGGAUCAUGGAACCGCUCUACCUACUGUAAUUCACGGCACUAUUAACGACCAAAGCUUUGUGUUUAUUGACAGCCCUGGUUUCGGACACUCAUCAUCUCAACCGGGCGAGAUUGAGAAACAGAUUCAUGCAAUGCUUGGGCACUUCACUAGGGAGCUGGGUGGUAUCCAUGGAAUACUUUACGUUCAAGACAUCCCGCUCGAGCGCGAAUUAACCGGCAUGCAGGAAGCUACUAACUUUCUUCGUGAGCUGGCUGGUCGGAACUUCAGAUUCCACAUCACAUUCAUAACGACGAAAUGGGAUGCAGUUGCCCCUAAGGUAAUCCGCAAAUGCGAGACUAAGGAAGAGGACUUGAUUCGAUCUAGAUGGGCCAGCUUCAGAGUAGGAGACGAGGGCGGCUCAAGGCUUGUUCGCCAUGGGAUCGACUGCAGUGAGGACGACUUCGAAACUCAGCAAGCGGGUCGUCAGGCACUCCUGAAUAACGUCAUGGCAUAUUAUGUCGAUACGAGUAUACAACACCUUACUAUGCCAUUUUCGCAGUUGACAUAUGGAGAACAAGGUUUCAAGAUUGCAACAGUGACAGGUCAGAUUAUCAAAGUAACUGGAAAGGUGGCCCUAGCGGUCGGAGUACUUUAUGGCAUCGGGGCAGCAAUUGCUUCAGGAGUCAUCGUUGUUAGCUUUUCGAUUAGAUUGUAUUGAGUUGAUAAGAUGAUUUCAACAUGUUGCUUCUGAUUUCAAUAAUGCCUUAUUUUAUGGCACAUUCAAGCUGAUUGGAAAGGCUGAUAUCACAAUGCAAAGAAUAAAUCCAACUACUACAU
Messenger RNA from Fusarium verticillioides 7600, 3524 nucleotides. RefSeq lists its product as hypothetical. The transcript is spliced from 3 exons. Gene Ontology annotation, molecular function: GTP binding. The record is from RefSeq and is a predicted model, not a curated record. NCBI's taxonomy places the organism in Eukaryota, Fungi, Ascomycota, Sordariomycetes, Hypocreales, Nectriaceae. The coding region runs from base 2590 to 3405 and encodes 271 amino acids.